Messenger RNA from Bombina bombina (fire-bellied toad), 1834 nucleotides. It is a transcript of the gene STOML3, whose product is annotated as stomatin like 3. The record is from RefSeq and is a predicted model, not a curated record. The transcript has 8 exons. Gene Ontology annotation, cellular component: plasma membrane. The coding region runs from base 233 to 1084 and encodes 283 amino acids. Lineage: Eukaryota; Metazoa; Chordata; Amphibia; Anura; Bombinatoridae.
GUGUAUGAUGUACUAAGUUUGCAAUGCUCAAGUCACCCUGGAGUUACUAUAGAAAUGAGCUCCCAUGACAGAGAGGCGGUCUAAGCAGAAUUAUGACAACAAAAGGGGCGUUAGUUAGUCUUCGAAAAAAAGUCAGGUCUGAAGGAAACAUUAACUGCACCUUCAGAGAACAAUAAACUGGUUCCAGGAUAUCUUUCUACAGUACAGCAUUCGUAUAAUUUAAUUUAAUUUUAUGGAGAUGGAAUCGCAGGUUUCCUUCCCAAAGAAACAAAGGAAAGAGGAUUUAGUUGAUGCUGUUAAAGAAGGAAUUGGUGCCUGUGGUUGGAUCCUACUAAUCUUGUCCGCAAUAUUUGCAGCAGUUACCUUUCCCUUAUCUAUAUGGUUCUGCUUUAAGGUUGUUAAAGAAUAUGAGCGUGCUGUGGUAUUCCGACUAGGCCGAAUCUUGAGCGGAAGAGCAAAAGGGCCGGGGUUGAUAUUUAUUUUACCAUGCACAGAUACAUUUGUAAAGGUGGAUCUUAGAGUUAUUUCAUUUGCAAUUCCUCCACAAGAGAUCCUUACCAAAGACUCAGUGACUACAAAUGUUGAUGGAGUUGUGUAUUACAAGAUUGAAAAUGCGAUCAAGUCAGUGGCCAAUGUCAGCAAUGUGCAUCUAGCUACUCACCAAUUAUCUCAAACUACUCUGAGAAAUAUUCUGGGAACACAGACUCUCUCCAGUAUUUUGUCCAAUCGUGAAGAGAUUGCUCACAAUAUUCAGUCAUUGCUGGAGGCUGCUACACAUGACUGGGGAGUGGAUGUGGAACGUGUUGAAAUGAGGGAUGUGCGACUACCAGUACAGAUGCAGAGGGCUAUGGCUGCGGAAGCAGAAGCUGGGAGAGAGGCCAGAGCCAAGAUUGUAGCUGCUGAAGGCGAGAUGAAUGCUUCACGAGCACUGAAAGAAGCCUCCAUAGUGAUGUCAGAGUCUCCAGCUGCUCUCCAACUGCGUUACCUGCAGACUCUUACCACAGUGGCUGCUGAGAACAACUCCACAAUUAUAUUCCCUCUUCCCAUUGACAUGCUCCUAAGCUUCAUGCACAAAACAAAGUGAAUACUUUACUUACACUAUAAUCUACUUCUUUCUAUUAUAGAAAAUAUGUACAUUUGUAAUAAUGCAAUAUUAUACAUUUAAUUUUAGAGAAAAGAGAAAAAAAAAAAAUGUGUACAUUCACCUUGUCCAGAAAUAAAAAAUUCAGCACUUAAACUCAAAAUAAAAAUAAAAAAUACAUUUCCUAAUAAAGUGUUUUUUUCAAAUUAGUUGGAUAGUUUAUCAACAAUAAUUGAAGAGCAGAACUUAAUGUAUAUUUAAAGGGGCAUUAAAGCACACACAAACACACACACACACACACACAUAUAUAUAUGUUAUAUAAAGUAUAUAUAUAUAUAUAUAUUCAUAUAUAUUCAUAUACAUACAUACAUACACACACACAGUAUACAUAAUCUAUGUAUCCUCUAGGCUUAAUUAUUAUAUGAAAUUAUUUUAUGAAACUUUUUAACUGUAUUUUUUAUUUUUGGAUAAAUAUAUGAUGCAAUAAAUCAGAAAAAUUAAAAUAAUGUGUUUAUUCAUAUCAUGCAAUGUCGGAUUUUCUCUCACUGAAAGUAAACAUUAUUAUCUGCCUCAUUAAUCUUAGUGUUUUGUAAUUUAAAAAUGAAAUCAACAAACAAAAUGACAAUCUCAUGGGUUUAGCAAUUACAUCACAGGUUUAAGGGCCUGUAUGUUGAUUGGUCCCUUUUUAUAGUGUAUACCGAUGCUAAUAAGUGACAUAGGUGUGCAAUUAAAUUGUUGUGCUCGAAAACCAUA